AUGGCCGAGCCUCCGCCCGCCAGGAGCCCUUGGCGCUGCGGCUCCAGCCCGGCCCGCUCCCGCCCCGCCCGGCCCCGGCCGCCGCCUCAGAGGCGGGGCCGCGGCAGCUGCCGGGGCCGCAGCGCUGGGAGCAGCGGGCGGCCGCUCGGGGAGCGCAGCGGCGGCGGUGGCCGGCCCGGAGCGGUGCGGGAUGCAGCCCGCAGGCCUCACCCUGAAGCUGCUGCUGGUCGGGGACAGCGGCGUGGCCUCCUGCGGAGGUUCACGGACGGCGCCUUCGAGCCGCGCCUGACUCCCACCGUCGGUAUUGAUUUUAAAAUGAAGAAAAUGGUGGUGGAGGGCCGUGCAGUACAGCUGGCCAUAUGGGAUACAGCAGGACAGGAGCGUUUCAGAACAGUGACUCCCAGUUACUACAGAGGAGCUCAAGGGGUUGUUUUAGUGUAUGAUGUUACAAGAAAAGCCACUUUCACAGGACUAGGAAGAUGGCUGAGUGAGGUGGAAAUGUACACCACCUCCAGCAGCACUGUGAAGAUGUUGGUUGGCAAUAAAACUGAUAAGCCUGACCGUGAAGUGGAGAGAAAAGAAGGGCUCCAGCUUGCCAGGAAACACUCACUGCUUUUUAUAGAGACCAGUGCCAAAACACAGGAUGGAGUGCAGCAUGCCUUUGAGGAGCUGGUCCUAAAGAUCCUGCAGACUCCAGAUCUUUGGGAUAAAGGCACAGGGAAAAAGGGAGUCCAGCUCAUGGAAUCACCAGCACAGCAGAAUAAAGGGUUUUGUGGUGCCUACUGUGCACUUAUUUAAAUGUACAGCUGGCUGUUCUGCCUGACUGGAGGAAAAAAAAGAGGUGGGGAUGAGAUUCCAAGCACCAAUCCGUGCCAUGUUUGAUGUGCUAUCAGUUGUGCAGAUCCAAAACACAAACUCAUUAGCAAAAUACAUUUUUAUUCAUUAACAAAAUACAGUUUCUCCUUCCCUUUUGCACAACUGCUGUCUGCAGGUAUUUUUUUUUGGUAGCUCUCAGAUUUUUCACUAUUAAAUCAUAGUGCUGCUUUGCAGAGAAUUGUGCUUUGCUGUAUGACAUUCAACAUGGACUUUUGCUGCAAUUCCUGCCUCAGCAUAAAUUAGGUGGUAUUCAAUUCUGGAAUAUUAUUGAGAAGCUUCUCUUCCCUUGGAUGGCAUGGGAGGCUUUGAGGCACCCAAGUUACCUUCAUGUAGUUACUGAGCAGGAGUUUGAUCAGUGGACAGAAUUUCCUGAUUUUGGAUAAUUUUAAAGUCAAAAUUGCUACAUGUCCCCAGACAGUAAGCUGAGUUAUGGUUAAUUUUAGGGCUGUGAUGAAGAGUAUGUGUAUUUUAACACUCGUCAGGAGAAGUGCAGGACACUGAAGGUGACCCUGUGCUGUUCUCUUUGCACUGAGGGAUGAGUUGCACUCAUCAUUUUGGGCUGUCACACCAUGGCUGUGGUUUUGCAGUCACUGAGGUUGUCUGCAAACCCUUGUCCUCUUCCAGCAACCACAGAUAAAAUAAAAAAAUUUAUCAGAAUUGAUAAAAAAUUGUAUCAGAAAUUGAUAAAACUCAAUUUCACAGGAAAUGUGCUGCCUAUGGGAGACUUUGCACUAGGGUGAGUCUGUCACCAGUCCCACUAUGGAGUUACCUUUAUGUCAUUUACACUUUUAAUGGCAAUAUUGUAUUUUGCUAACUUACAUUAAAAUAACUGAAAAUUUCAGAUGUAACUCGUGCCUUGCUUCUGUUAAUGCAUAUUUCUACUGUUUAGACUAUGUUAGAUCAUAAAGCAAACAUACAGCUUUAUUUACUGCUAGUCAUGCAAAAUAUUUUAAGAUGUUAUGAUAGCAACUUUGCUUUGAAUAAAUUCUGACCCUUAGCAUUUUAACUUAA
Messenger RNA from Pyrgilauda ruficollis (rufous-necked snowfinch), 1887 nucleotides. Its product is annotated as ras-related protein Rab-18-B-like. The transcript is spliced from 7 exons. The coding region runs from base 1 to 798 and encodes 265 amino acids. NCBI's taxonomy places the organism in Eukaryota, Metazoa, Chordata, Aves, Passeriformes, Passeridae. Gene Ontology annotation, molecular function: GTP binding; GTPase activity. The record is from RefSeq and is a predicted model, not a curated record.